Messenger RNA from Monomorium pharaonis (pharaoh ant), 3019 nucleotides. Its product is annotated as testis-expressed protein 10 homolog. Gene Ontology annotation, cellular component: MLL1 complex; nucleus. The transcript has 5 exons. The record is from RefSeq and is a predicted model, not a curated record. Bases 548 to 2407 code for a protein of 619 amino acids. Lineage: Eukaryota; Metazoa; Arthropoda; Insecta; Hymenoptera; Formicidae.
UCUUAAGUUCUUACGUUAAGGAUUUCUUUGUGCGUUGAUUUAAGUUAAAUUUUAAGUACAACUUAGGUUCGUAUGGAGUACUUAACGUAGCAUAACGCGUUAUGGAAGAGUUUGUGCGGUGGCCCUACGACUGCAACACCUACGUCUUGUUCUCGAAUCUGCCUUCGGCCUACGAGAAGAGUGAGUGAGUAGUAGUAAAAGAUGAAAUUGAUACUUCGUUGGCCCCAGCCAUUUUGUGACCAAAAUGUAUAACAAUGGAUGGGAAGAUCUUUCUUCUACCUAUCCUUGUCUCACAGAUGUGUCAGAUGUUGGACGUUGGACACAGUUUCGGCAUACGGAAACGGACGGUAUACGCUAUUCCGCAUUCCGCUUCCAUUAGUAUAAGUUCUAUGGGGUAGAACUAGAAGACAUCUUACUCAUUUACUCCUUGCCCGAGAGAGAAUUAAAAAAUCCCCCUUAUAAACAACGAGUGUAUCAUAAUUUUAGCAUAUGUUAUUAUACACGGUACUGUUUGUAAUUAAUACGGUGGAUAUCACAUUUCGAAGACAUGAGUAAGAAUCAUAAACAUUUGAAACGCCUAAAAUCAGAAAAGGCAAAAGUAAAAUUAAAAGCAAAGAAAUCUGUUGAGCGUUUACCAAAAGGCUCGAAUGUUACGAACACGUUGUUUAAAGUAAAAAAGAUACUCAUACGUGAACAGUUAAAGCGACGAGAUGAAACAGAAAUUGUCAGCACUCGCAAAUUAUGUAUCGAUGAUUUAUUAACGCGUUUUCGGCAUCACAAUUCGACUGUGAGAGAAGAUGCUUUGAAACAGUUGAGAGAAAUCUUGUUGCAACAUCCUCCAAGAUCUUUACAUUCACGAUUGAAUUCUUUGUUACGUGGUAUUGUAGCGUUAUCUCUUGAUAAAGACAAAGAUGUGCGAACGAAUUGUUUUUAUGUGCUCGAUUUUAUUCUUGGCCAUAUUUCGAAUGAACAAUUGACACCCUUGAGUGAAAUUGUAACAUCUUACUUGAAUUGUGCCAUGACGCAUAUCGAUCCACGUGUGAAGGAAGAUUCUUUACUCUUCUUAGAUGUACUUGUAAAAAAUUGUGGUAGUGUCGUAGCAAGGGAUAGCCAUAAGAUACUACCCAAUUUUUUAAGUAUGAUAUGCAGGUUACAUAAUGAAGUUGGACCUGGAGUGCGAUUAACAAUGUCAUUAAAUGCCAAAAGCACUGAUGUAAAAUGGAGAAUUAAAGUUCUGGAACGUUUGGCUAAUGUGUUUAUCUUAGUUGUAAACUAUAGAAAGCUUUGUUCGAGUACGCGAUCGAAUAUGGUGCUUCCAACUGUGAGAGCUAAAAAGUAUACUCCUGUGUAUAGCAACGGUGCUACUCGAGUUUGCGAAAUUAAUUUCGACAAUGAUGUGAACUCGAUAGAUAAUCGCGCGAAGGAAACUCUACCGAUAGAGGAAUUCGUAAAAUAUGUAGACUUAUUGAUGCCACUAAUGUUCAAUAUUUGGCUUGAAGUAUGCCUGAAAAAUGAAAAGGAUGACAGUCACACUGAGAUUACACUUCCGAGCGAUGGAGUCGCAUUAUUGAAAAGCAUCGUCGUAAUUAUACGAUCCAUGACGGAGUAUAUUGAUACGUUGGAUCACGACGAUUACGAUGUCAAACGUAUGAAACGCUGGUUUAAAGAUACGUUUCACGAUGCCUAUAUGAAACAUUUUCUAUCAAGAUUUCCGUACGAUGAACCAAAGCCACUUAUUAAUGAAUCCAGAAAGCGUCAAAAAGAUUUUUCUCAAACGGAAUUUACAGAAGGAUGUUUAGAACAGAAUUUGGGACUUUGUCAAAUUCAAGCAUGGUUUACGUCACUGUUUAGCCAUAACAAGCAAUUUUCCAAAUCUACUAAGACUCACUGUGCAUCCAUUAUAAGAUAUUUAAAUGAUGCUAUUGAAAAUUGGUGCGACUCAUCUGUGUUACCGCAACUAACUAACCUUUUAAGAACUUUAUUCUUGAAAGCCGGUCCAGUUUGGCAUGCCAACUGUAUUAAUUUAAGUCAUACUCUAAGAUUGAUUAUUGAGGCAUCUUCUCGUUUAUCUAAGAAAGAAUCGCAAUCGCAUUUCUAUCUGAUUAUUAGUGAUAUUAUGUUGGAAAGUGAUUUAAAUGAGUUACAGAGAGAGAGUGCGUUUAAAAACUUUGUUGCCAUAUUACCGAGUUUACUCUUGGAACCAAGCAUAGAUGACGUCGUUAUACGUAUGAUUGGUCAAAUAGUUGCACGUUUUAAGGAAUGGAUCCAGAAAGAAUUAAUGGCUAAGCAAGAAUCUAUUAUCGCGAAUAUUAACAAAAUCGAAAUUAUAGGUUCACACGAUGAUAAACAAUCCAGGCUCAUGAUCUGUAAUCUAUUUUACUUUUUAGAUUCGCAGAUUUACUAUUAAAUAUAAUUCGAAUCGGUCAGUAUUAAAUCGAUUCUUCGAUCGGUUUUUCUGUUUCGAGCGCAGGCCUUGAUUUUUUAUAAAAGUCCAUCAAUAUAUAACGAAUAGCAUGCAUACGUAUAUAUUACAUUCUUCUCUAAUUUAUAAUAGUGGCGUUCUUGUAACUUGGUAUAUAAUUUGUCUCGUGCCGCGAGGAGACCGCGAAAAUGAAAAGAAAAAUGUUAGAUUACCCGGUGUAUAUCGGAUUAUUUUGCUGUGAAAACUGCUACUAUUUUUCUUAACGACAAAGACCAAGUCUUUGAUUCGAGUCUCUUUUCUUCUCAUCUCUCCUCAAAAAUAAGGUAUGUCUGACGUCACGAUGUUAUUUAUAGUAAUUUAGUCAAUAGCUGAAAGUUGCAUGUUGUGUAUUGUUAUUUUCUUAUGCACGUUGUCACGAAAUGCACAAUUUAUAUUGCCGAGAUAAAUGAAUGUUGUGAUAGCAGAGCAAAACGUGCCGUGCCUCGAUCUAUAUAGGUAUGUGUUAUUAUCUGUGUUCUUCAUAAAAAUCAUAAAAACGUUUGAUUUUACGUUGAAACGUUGUAAACCUAACAUAUCCAAUGGAAUUAUUGUAGAUAC